Messenger RNA from Anopheles maculipalpis, 828 nucleotides. RefSeq names its product N-alpha-acetyltransferase 60 (gene Naa60). The record is from RefSeq and is a predicted model, not a curated record. Gene Ontology annotation, biological process: N-terminal peptidyl-methionine acetylation. The coding region runs from base 40 to 828 and encodes 262 amino acids. The transcript is spliced from 5 exons. Gene Ontology annotation, molecular function: protein-N-terminal amino-acid acetyltransferase activity; histone acetyltransferase activity. Lineage: Eukaryota; Metazoa; Arthropoda; Insecta; Diptera; Culicidae. Gene Ontology annotation, cellular component: Golgi membrane.
GUUCGGCCACCACGGUCCGACCGGGAGCACUUCGUUCCGAUGGCUCAAUCAUUCACCUGGUUUCCCGUGAACCACCUGGGCAGCACAAAGAGCAACGAGCGUCUUCAAAACACCUACGAAUAUCCGUCGGUACCACUGUGUUCAGCGAACGAUGUGCAGCUACGCUUUCUCUGCCCGGACGAUCUCGAGGAGGUGCGGACCUUGUGCCAAGACUGGUUCCCGAUCGACUAUCCGCUCUCGUGGUACGUGGACAUUACCUCCAGCACGCGCUUUUUCGCACUGGCCGCCAUUUACAACUUUAGCAUCAUUGGCCUAAUCGUGGCCGAGAUUAAGUCGUACAGCAAACUCAACAAAGAGGAUCGAGGCAUUAUUCCGGAAUCGAUGGGCCGCGAUGCAGAGAUAGGGUACAUACUGUCCCUGGGUGUGCAUCGAAAGUACCGCCAAAACGGUAUAGGAUCCUUGCUGCUGGACUCUCUCAUCAACCAUCUAACGACUGCCGAACGACACAAGGUGAAGGCAAUAUUUCUACAUGUACUGACCACGAACCGUACAGCCAUACUUUUUUACGAGCGAAGAGGGUUUGUCCUUCAUUCCUUUCUGCCUUACUACUACUCUAUUCGAGGAAAGUGCAAAGAUGGUUUCACCUACGUGUCCUACAUCAACGGGGGCCAUUCGCCUUGGAGCUUAUACGAUUAUUUGAAGUACUGGUGCUCGCAGAUUCUAACUGCCGGUGGACUUUGCCCGUGGAUCUGUGGCCGCAUGCGAACAGCGUUCCGUUGGGUGUGCUAUCGUACUAUGGGAAGAUCUCACCUUCAGCCGGACGAGUAG